GACCUUGGAUUAAUUUCGAGAUAACAAGUUCUGUACGUAACGUGCAGGAAUUCCAAUCCAGUUUCAAGAAUUGCUGCUCCUGGUGUGCCGCCGCUCAGUUUCUCUUUGUGUUAGUGCGGGACCCACAUAGGGGUGCUGGUAGGCAAGGGCGGUUGGGCCAUAGUGGUUGUGUACUGUGGUGUGGAUGUUUUUUUUAAUAUAUCAAAUAAUUUGCAUGUUGCAUUAUAACUGCCCAGGCCCUCUCGUGCACUCCUCGGAUCUUACUGCUGCUGCUCCUGCUGCCGCCGCCGCUAGUGGCAGUGCUGGUGGUGUGCGUGCAGCGGGGAAUAGCCGAGGGGCAUCUCCAUUCGUCACGCGUGCAGCAGCCACAAUGCAGAAAAGCACCACGUGCAGGCAGCAGUACGGUGGCCUGGGUGCUGAUGCUGUUGCCGCCGCUGCUGAAAGACAUCACCUCCUUUAGCUACAUGCGUAGCAACAACAGCACCACCACCAACAGCGUGAGCACCACCAACCACGUGAGCAGCACCAACAGCGGGAGCAGCACCAACCACGAGAGCAGCACCAACCACGUGAGCAUCACCAACUGUGUGAGCAGCACCAACCGCGUGAGCAGCACCAACCGUGUGAGCAGCACCAAACGCGUGAGCAGCACCAACCGCGUGAGCAGCACCAACUGCGUGAGCAGCACCAACCGCGUGAGCAGCACCAACCAUGUGAGCAGUGACGACAGCAGCAGCAGCGAUUAUGGCACGAUGGGAUUCAGCCACGCUGCAGCUGUCUUCCACACGACGGCCACCUCAGACAAGCCCCCUGGCUCCCUCUGACCUGCAUGCCUGCUUGCUCUUGUCGGUGCUCCCAGUUCAACCCGCAUCUCCCCUCUUCCUUGGCACUGCUGCCUUCCUGCCACCACCUUGACCGCCCGCAAGGCCACCAUCUCUAUUGCAGCAAACUUGAUCUGAGCAAGCAGAAGCGAUGGUGGCUCAUAAUCAGGGCAGUGCAGAGCAAGCCACACAAUGAGGGCAAGGCAGGGCCUCAGAUUCGUUUUGGGGCACACUGAUCGUUCAGGGUCCUCCCUGUCAAACAUAUUUGUAUCAGGGUUUCAGCUAGGAUUUAGGGCUGUCUGAAAAUCAGACGGGGUUCCAAAGUUUCGUCUGACCAUCCGACGAAAAAUUUCAAGGAGUCUGAGAUUUCAUACGAUUUUGUAACGCAAGUCUGAACAUUCAGACGAAAUUUUUGCUGCAAGAAACCUCGCCACUUGCA
Messenger RNA from Closterium sp. NIES-67, 1260 nucleotides. The record is from the annotation of a GenBank genome assembly. NCBI's taxonomy places the organism in Eukaryota, Viridiplantae, Streptophyta, Zygnematophyceae, Desmidiales, Closteriaceae.